UCCAUCUGCUGGUAUAUCGGCUACUACCAGAAAAAUGCACGCGUCAUAUGCGAUUUUGGACCCUGCACAUGCGCAGAGGCCGAAAGAGAAAUGUGCAGUCUUAAGGGACCUUUUCUUUUCAUCAUUUUGUCUCUCACUUUGAACUCCCUGGAAGCAACACCAGUCGAGAGCCACCAUCUGGACAAACGGAAGUGCAACACUGCCACGUGUGUGACACAACGCUUGGCAGAUUUCCUGGUCCGGUCCAGCAACACCAUCGGGACCAUCUACUCGCCUACCAAUGUAGGGUCCAACACUUACGGGAAGAGAGGCAGAGAACUUCCCAACUAUCUACGGCUUUAAGAAGGCAGGAUGGCACAACGGUUGCGGCUCUCACUAGAAAUUGCUCUUCCUGUCUCUAGGUCUCAUGUUAUAAAGUCCUGGUCCUCUCGGUUUUCCAUUCGUUUCGUUUCAGCCAGGCCGACAUUUUGGCCAGAGGCUUGAAAAAUUGGGUUGUCUGGGUCACACUGCUUUGAUCACUGGCUACCUACCUGCUUAUAUCUCACAGUGCCUUGUUUUCCCCUGUGUGUAUUUGAUGGAUGUGAUUUCCAUGGAUUUAUCACACUGCUUUGCUGGGAAAUGAUCUGCCAAGGGGGUCCCUGGGGGUGCUGCUCUGCCUGUUGUCGACAUCCUUGUGAAAUCCCUUUGUUAAAAAAAAACACACACACACACACACACACACAAAGGAAGGGGCGGGGGGGGAAAGAUUAAUAAAUCUCAUAAAAUCCAUGCCACAUGAGAUCUGAACAUGUGAAUGGGCUGCAAGUUAUGUAUUUUUUUUUCUUUUUCUUUCUUUUUAAU
Messenger RNA from Pantherophis guttatus, 840 nucleotides. The record is from RefSeq and is a predicted model, not a curated record. NCBI's taxonomy places the organism in Eukaryota, Metazoa, Chordata, Lepidosauria, Squamata, Colubridae.